Malassezia sympodialis ATCC 42132 is the source of this 2670-nucleotide messenger RNA. RefSeq lists its product as uncharacterized. The record is from RefSeq and is a predicted model, not a curated record. Gene Ontology annotation, molecular function: dolichyl-phosphate-mannose-protein mannosyltransferase activity. NCBI's taxonomy places the organism in Eukaryota, Fungi, Basidiomycota, Malasseziomycetes, Malasseziales, Malasseziaceae. Gene Ontology annotation, biological process: protein O-linked glycosylation via mannose. Gene Ontology annotation, cellular component: endoplasmic reticulum; membrane.
AUGGAUCGCACGCGCGCGCCGACGAUGCGGGCGCGGCAGGCGGCGACUGCGGACAUGGAGUCUCGCGUCGACUCGGCUGCCGAUGCAUCGAUGAGUGGCGCCGAGAGAGAAAAGCUCCUGCAGCACCCUAGCAGCGCGCCCGGGCGGGCGGCGGACCCGGCGUGGGCGCCGCGCGCCGGGCCGAUUCUCACGCGGCCCGAGCUCGUGGUGCUGGCCAUCGUGACGCUGCUGGCCGCGCUCGUCCGCUUCUACCAUAUUGAGCGGCCGAGCAGUGUUGUGUUUGACGAGGUGCACUUUGGGGGCUAUGCGGCGAAGUACUUGCGGCGCGAGUUCUUCAUGGACGUGCACCCGCCGCUGGCGAAGCUCAUGAUCACGCUGGCCGCGUGGCUGCAUGGUUUCCAUGGAGACUUUGACUUUGGCGAGAUUGGUACGGAGUACCUAACGACGAAGGGCAAGGAGGCCGUGCCGUACGUGGCGAUGCGCUCGGUCGGCGCGUGGUUCGGCACAUGCACGGUGCCGCUGGCAUACCUGACGCUGCGUGGCCUGCGCAUGCGCCCCGCGAGUGCGCUGCUGGGCGCGCUGCUGGUCCUCUUUGACAAUGCGCUGACGACGCAGUCGCGCCUCAUCCUGCUCGACGCGCCGCUCGUGUUCUUCGUGGCUGCGGCGCUGUGUGCGUGGGUGUACUUCGCCCAGCUCGACCAGCGCGCGCCCUUCUCGCGUGCGUGGUGGAUACUGCUCAGCCUCACGGGCGUGUCGCUCGGCCUCGUACUCAGCUGCAAGUGGGUGGGCCUCUUUACCGUGGCCAGCGUGGGCGCCGCCGUGGUGGUGCAGCUGUGGUACCACCUCGGCAACCUGCGUGUGCCGCUGCCCACGCUGGUGCGCCACUUUUGCGCGCGCGCGGUGUGCCUGAUCGUGCUGCCGCUCGUCGUGUAUCUCUCGAUCUUUGCGGUGCACUUUGCGAUCCUCGUGCGUGCCGGCUCAGGCGACUCCUUCAUGAGCUGGCCCUUCCGGCACACGCUGCGGGGCAACGGCAUGAGCGACCAGUUCGCGGACGUGGCGCUUGGCUCGACGGUGCGCCUGCAGCACUACCACACGCUCGGUGGCUACCUGCACUCGCACGACCACCGCUACGAGACGGGCAGCCAGCAGCAGCAGGUGACGCUGUACCCGUUCGCCGACGAGAACAACGAGUGGAUCCUGCUGCGGGCGCCUGUCUCGGAGGCGGAGAGGUUCGAGGUGGGCCCCGACGGGCAUGCGAUCACGCCCGACGACGAGGUGACGCGCUUCUUCCGGAACCUCACGUACGUGAAGCAUGGCGACACGGUGCGCCUGCUGCACAAGAUGACGCAGGUGCGUCUGCACUCGCACGGCGAUCACCGCCCGCCGGUCAGCGAGGCGGACUACCAGCACGAGGUGACCGGCUACGGCUUCCCGCAGAGCAAGUUUGGGGGUGACAUCAACGACAACUGGGUCCUGGAAAUCCACGAGCAGCAGUACGGCGUGCGUGCGCGCGACAAGAAGCGGGUGCUGACGCUGCGCACCAUCUUCCGCCUGAAACACACAGUGGAGCAGUGCUACCUGUUCUCGCACUCGGUCGCGCUGCCCGACUGGGGCUUCGGGCAGCAGGAGGUGACGUGCAACAGCAGUCCCACGCUGCCCAACUCGCUGUGGUACAUCGAGACGAAUGCGCAUCCCCUGCUGACGGAGCACGCGCCCAAGGUGAACUACGUGCUGCCGGGCUUCCUCGCCAAGUUCCUCGAGCUGCACAAGGCCAUGUGGACGGUGAACCGCGGCCUGACGGCGCACCAUGUGUACGAGUCGCGCCCCCAGACGUGGCCGAUCCUCCGCCGCGGUAUCAACUUCUGGACCAAGCACCACCGCCAGAUCUACCUGAUCGGCAACCCGGCGGUGUGGUGGAGCGCCACGGCGGCGGUGGCGCUGUACGCAGUGGCGCGCGUCGUGCUUAUGCUGCGUGCGCAGCGGGGCUACAGCGACUUUACGCACAGCACGGUCGUGCAGUACGACCGCGCGUGUGGCUUCCUGGCCGCUGCGUACGCGCUGCACUUUUUCCCCUUCUUCCUCAUGAAGCGCCAGCUGUUCCUGCACCACUACCUGCCCGCGCUCUACAUCAGCGUGCUCCUGCUCGCCGUCGUGUUUGAUCUCGGCACGAGCCGUGUGCGCCCGAUGGUCCGGCUGUAUGCGGCGCUGCUCCUCGGUGCGAUCGCCGGUUUGGUCUUCUGGCGGUACGCGCCGCUCUCGUAUGCGUCGCGGUGGACGAACGACCAGUGUGGCGAUGCGAUCCUCACGCGCCACUGGGACUUUAACUGCAUCGACUUUCCCGUGGAUAAGGCCGAGUACACGACGUACGCGCACGUCGUGAACCGCCCCGGCGACAAGCAGCCGCGCGACGACGACGUGUGGCCGUUCUCGCUGCCGUCGCUCCCCGACGUGCUGCACCGCAAGGUGAUCCCGGACCUGCACCGCGCGCAGUCGACGGACGAGGCCGCGCGCCAGUCGCAGGCGGACAUGGCGCGCAACCGCACAACGGAGGCGGUGCCGAACGUGAGUGGCAUGGACCAGGCGCAGCGGCAGCAGGCCGUGCUCCAAGGGACCAGCGCGCUGCGCAAGGCAGACACAACGUCGACGAGCAGCACGCCGCCGGGCGCAUAA